AUGUCAGCAGGGUUGACUUUGCAGCAACAUAAUCACUACAGAAAUCUGGUGUAUCGUGGAAAAGAGUCCAAGAAGCCUCAAAAGAUCGUUUUCCUUUCCUCCUCCCUGACGACGACUAGGGUUCAGAGGGUCAGCAGCUUUAGGUUGAAGAAUCUUCUGGAAUCCAAGAGAGUCACCUACCAUCACGUCGACCUAGCCAUCGAAGAUCGCGCGGAUGAGUUUGCUAGGCUGAUCGGAACUCGCGCCCUUCCCCUCCUCCUCAUUGACGACAAGGUUCUUGGAGGAGAAGAGGAGGUGCAGUUCUUGGAAGACAUGGGGGAGCUCGAUGCGAAACUUGGGAUAGACAGAUGA
Molecule: messenger RNA, 351 nt
Organism: Guillardia theta CCMP2712
Lineage: Eukaryota; Cryptophyceae; Pyrenomonadales; Geminigeraceae
Exons: 2
Coding region: 1-351 (116 amino acids)
Source: RefSeq, a predicted model, not a curated record